Molecule: messenger RNA, 3351 nt
Organism: Oncorhynchus masou masou (cherry salmon)
Lineage: Eukaryota; Metazoa; Chordata; Actinopteri; Salmoniformes; Salmonidae
Gene: efl1
Product: elongation factor like GTPase 1
Exons: 23
Coding region: 46-3351 (1101 amino acids)
Biological process (GO): cytosolic ribosome assembly
Cellular component (GO): cytosol; ribonucleoprotein complex
Molecular function (GO): GTPase activity; GTP binding; ribosome binding
Source: RefSeq, a predicted model, not a curated record
GUAUUGUUCCGGGAAAACAACGUGACUAGUCCAAAGCAGUCAAACAUGGGACACACCAGUUUGGAUAAGAUCAAAGCACUACAGAAGAAUCCAGCCAACGUCAGGAACCUGUGCAUUCUGGCACACGUGGACCAUGGCAAAACAACUCUGGCAGAUAGCUUGGUGGCCAGCAAUGGCAUUAUAUCAAGUCGCUUAGCCGGAAAGCUGAGGUACCUGGACAGCCGGGAGGAUGAGCAGAUCCGAGGGAUCACGAUGAAGUCCAGCGCUAUCUCACUGCACUAUGCUUCUGGGGAGAAGGACUACCUAAUAAACUUGAUUGACUCUCCGGGCCAUGUGGACUUUUCGUCUGAGGUGUCCACCGCCGUCAGACUAUGUGAUGGGGCCAUUGUCAUCGUAGAUGCUGUGGAGGGAGUUUGUCCACAGACCCAAGCAGUGCUGCGUCAGGCAUGGCUGGAGAACAUCAGGCCUGUGCUGGUGAUCAACAAGAUUGACCGGCUCAUCAUGGAGCUGAAGCUCACCUCUCAGGAAGCCUACACACACCUGCAGAAGAUUCUAGAACAGGUGAACGCAGUGACAGGCUCUCUGUUUACCUCCAAAGUGCUGGAGGACCGCGCGGUGAAAGAGGAGCGGGCGGAGGAAGAUAAGGAGGAGGGGGACAUCGAGCCUGCUGAGUGUCCCGGGUCAGAGCAGGUGUACGACUGGAGCGCCGGGCUAGAGGAUUCGGAUGACUCCCAGCUCUACUUCUCUCCAGACCAGGGGAAUGUGGUCUUCGCCAGUGCCAUAGACGGAUGGGGCUUCAGUAUCCAGCAGUUUGCCCAGAUCCACAGCCAGAGGAUGGGCAUCAGGGCUGAGGUGCUCCUGAAGACUCUCUGGGGAGACUUCUACCUCAACGCUAAAGCCAAGAAGAUCAUGAAGGGAGCUCACGCCAAAGGAAAGAAGCCUCUGUUUGUUCAGCUUGUCCUGGACAACAUAUGGAGUUUAUAUGACGCUGUUGUUACCAGACGAGACAAGGAGAAGAUAGAGAAGAUGAUGAUGUCACUAGGUGUUAAGGUGAUGACCAGAGACUCGCGUCACUCCGACCCCAAAGUCCUCCUCUCUGCCAUCUGCAGCCAGUGGCUCCCCGUCUCACAGGCUGUGCUGUUCAUGGUGUGUGAUAAGCUGCCCAGUCCGUUGGACAUGACCUCUGAGAGAAUAGAGAGACUGAUGAGUGUGGGAGCACGCAGGUUCCACUCACUACCCCUGCAGACCCAGAAACUGAAGACCGCCUUCAUGCAGUGUUCCAGUGAUGACACAGCCCCUGUCAUUGUGUUUGUGUCCAAGAUGUUUAUGGCGGACGCCAAGGCCCUGCCUCAGAACAAACAGAGGCCGUUGACCCAGGAGGAGAUGGCCCAGCGCAGGGACCUGGCCAGACAGAGACACACUGAGAGACUGGCAUCCAUUCAGCAGACGGAAAGUGGGGAGGGAAAUCCCCAACCAGGAAGUACAACACCGGCAACCACUCCUGGUGUAGACAACACCAUAGGUAGUGAGGGUGUCUCAGGCCAGAUGCAGGGCCUGCCUCUGAAGGCUAAACCGGAGGAGGAGGAGAAGGAGACAUUCGUAGCCUUCGCCAGAGUCUACAGCGGGGUGGUCCGCAGAGGACAGAAGGUGUUUGUGAUGGGGCCCAAGUACGACCCUGCACAAGGCCUGCGCAUGCUCCCAGAGGGCAGUACUAGUGUGAGUGCCUGUCUCCCUCCCGUCCCUCACCUAGCCUGCUGCACCAUGGACAGCCUCUACCUGCUGAUGGGCAGAGAGCUGGAGGAACUGGAAGAGGUGCCAUCAGGGAACGUACUGGGUAUUGGCGGUCUCGAGGAGUGUGUGUUGAAGUCUGCGACCCUCUCCACCUCCCCUGCCCUCCCCCCUUUCAUCCCCCUCAACUUCGAAGCUACUCCCAUCGUACGAGUGGCCAUCGAACCCAAACACCCAAGUGAGAUGCCUAAGCUGGUACGGGGUAUGAGGCUGUUGAACCAGGCUGACCCGUGUGCUGAGGUUCUGAUCCAGGAGACAGGAGAACACGUACUGGUCACGGCCGGAGAGGUCCACCUGCAACGCUGUCUGGACGACCUCCGAGAGAGGUUUGCCAAGAUUGAGAUCAGUGCCUCCAAGCCUAUCAUCCCAUUCAGAGAGACCGUGAUCAGACCACCCAAAGUGGACAUGGUCAAUGAAGACCUGGGGAAACAACAGAAGGUGGCUGUGAUCCACCAGGUGAAAGAGUCAGACACCCUGCACCUGGACCCCAGCGGCCUGGUGACCCUCACCACCCCCAACAGACAGGCCACCGUGGGGGUACGGGCCAUACCACUACCCGAAGAGGUGACUCUUCUACUGGAGGGUAGUGCUGACUUGAUCCGGACCCUGGAGCAGGCAGGUCAGGCCCAGAGGGAGGGGAGGACCCUGGACAUGAGUACCUGGACCCUAGAUGCCCUGAUGGUGCUGAAGAGCAGGCUGGAGGUCCUGCUGCAGGGGAGGAAGUGGAGAAACGCUGUGGACCGGAUAUGGGCCUUUGGACCACGCAGGUAUGGACCAAACAUCCUCCUUAACAGCAUAGAGGGGUACCAGAGACCAUCCGUGUGGCACUGCCUCGAACGAGAGAAAGGAGAGAAAGAGGGAGGGGCGAAAGCUGAGGCCGGCGCCAUCCGAGACUUUGACAACAGCGUUGUCAGCGGUUUCCAGCUUGCCACCCUCUCUGGUCCAAUGUGUGAGGAGCCCCUCAUGGGCGUGUGCUUCUCUGUGGAGAGAUGGGACAUGAACUUCCCCACCCAGCGCACCCACCUGGACUCUGUGACUGAAGAAGACUCCAACUCCCUUGAUGCAUCUGUUUCCGAAAGCCCCGGUGAGGCUGCAGGUCAGCAGGAGGCCUCAGGCAAGGCAGGGGGAGCGGGUGAGACGCCUUCCCAGGCAGAGGGUGCCGUGGCUGGGGCGAGCCAGGGGAGACGCAGGGCGGAGGUUGUGGCCGGGCUAAUGGACUGCUACGGGCCGUUCUCUGGCCAGCUCAUAGCUGCUGUGAAGGAGGCUUGUCGGCACGCGUUCCAGGCCAAACCUCAGAGACUCAUGGCUGCUAUGUACACCUGUGAAAUCAUGGCUACAGCAGAGGUGUUAGGUCGUGUGUACGGGGUCCUGGGGAAGAGGGAGGGCCGAGUGUUACAGGAGGAGAUGAAGGAGGGGACGGAGAUGUUCAUCAUCAAGGCCGUCCUUCCUGUGGCCGAGAGCUUCGGGUUCGCUGAUGAGAUACGCAAGAGAACCAGUGGAUUGGCUAGUCCACAACUGGUCUUCAGCCACUGGGAGUUCCAGUAUGAGGUGAAUCCUAACUAG